Molecule: messenger RNA, 2763 nt
Organism: Stegostoma tigrinum
Lineage: Eukaryota; Metazoa; Chordata; Chondrichthyes; Orectolobiformes; Stegostomatidae
Gene: phf5a
Product: PHD finger protein 5A
Exons: 4
Coding region: 41-373 (110 amino acids)
Biological process (GO): mRNA splicing, via spliceosome
Cellular component (GO): U12-type spliceosomal complex; precatalytic spliceosome; U2 snRNP
Source: RefSeq, a predicted model, not a curated record
AGUGCCUCUUGGCGGCUGUGUGUGGCGGUCGGAAUGAAAGAUGGCGAAGCAUCAUCCAGAUCUGAUCUUCUGUAGGAAGCAGGCCGGCGUGGCUAUUGGGCGAUUGUGUGAGAAAUGUGAUGGCAAGUGUGUGAUCUGCGACUCCUAUGUCAGGCCAUGCACUCUGGUCCGUAUCUGUGACGAGUGUAACUAUGGGUCCUACCAGGGCCGGUGUGUGAUUUGUGGUGGCCCAGGCGUAUCUGAUGCCUAUUACUGCAAGGAGUGCACUAUCCAGGAAAAAGAUAGAGAUGGAUGUCCGAAAAUUGUCAAUCUUGGUAGCUCAAAAACUGACCUAUUCUACGAGAGGAAAAAGUACGGCUUUAAGAAGAGGUGACCUGAUGGAAUCUUUCAUCUUCUACUGAAUGUGGGGACGCUGCGAUGGUCUUGUGUAGGAUGUUUUAAUGUAACUGUCUCAUAAUAUGGAGUGUGGUAUUUGAUGGCAAAAAUCGAACAGCAUGUGUAGGAGGUGUGUGUGUAUACACUAGUUCCUUAUUCUGUCAUUUUUUUAUAUAAUUAGAAUAUUUUCUGUCACUCCCAGCAAAGUGAGUUUGGAAUUAAAUUAACAGAUUUCUGACAGUGGACCUAACGCUUUUUAUAGCUUCAACACCACUGUCUCUUUCUGGGCCGGAACAAUACUGCUCACCAAUCCAAGGUUGUUUUUGUAUUUGCAGCCUUUAAAGUUACCCAGUGUGAGCUGGUUGAGAGUUUAGCAAGCCAGGAUUUAAUUGUUAAGUGAUUCAGUUAAUGGUCAUCACUUCACUUCUGCUGUGGCUGCAAAAUCCUUUGCGUGUUGCAUGUAAGCCUUGGAUGCAGAUGCUUGCUUCUGGACUCCUCCUCGUAACAGAAGAUCGGGUGUUUAAUUUUUUACCUCGAGUUUCAUAUUUGAUUAAUCUUGAGGCCCAUUUGUGGAUUUCACCAAAGUAGUUUCUGACAGCCAUCUGUUUUCCACAAGGGUCAUAUAGUACAGUUCCUGAUAUUUCAAUUGAACAUAUUCAACUGAUGCAUUUUUUUUAUAACUUGCAAAAGGCUGUUCUCAUCAAGAAGUGGUGUGCCAUGUUUGUUAACAGAAAUAUUUGCUGGUUCCCCCAUGUCCCAGGUAAUUACACAGCAGUGCAGAACUACACAGACAGAAUCAGAGACUGCUCAACAGUCUGUUCAGAACUAACUGGCCUCUGGCCUCUGCUGAGGUGCCAGGACUCCCUGGGACCAGAGUGGAGAAAAACAACAGCAAAUAUUCCUGUUCUGGUCACUGUGUGUGUGUGUGUGUGUGUGUAUGUAUACACGUGCGCGCACAUGCUUGAGUGGUCGGAAAGGAUCAAACAAAUACUUGAUUUAUGUCACCGAAUCUCAGUGAUCAAGUUGCAAGACUUGACGUCUAGGAAUCCUUCUCAGUAAUUGUUACUUACAUGUAAUACUAUUGUUGGUAAAUUAGUGCAAAUGGAGUGUUCUACCAGACAGGCAAUUGAAACAAAACUGCUGGGGAUAUUCUGAUUACAGUGAGAUGCUAUGAAAAAUGAAUUGUACUACUUAAGAAGAAUGAACUUUGGGCUUUUUUUGGUGUUCAGUGCUUAUUUCCUGCCUGGCAUGAAUCAACACUUGUUUUGAUAGAGGAAUGCAUGAUUGCAGGCCUUGAUCUACUGAUUACUCAGUAAUUCUGCAAAGUACUGCCCCCAAAGGAAGUGGAGGCAGUUGCCAAUGUUUCAACUAGAGUUGAAGGAAUAAAUCAAAUUUUCAGUUUGGGAGCCAAUCCUGGGAAAACCAAAUUGCAGAGGUGACCCAGCAUAUGGGCUGGCUGUUUCUGUGAGCAAACUACUUUGUGAAACAGCCUGCCUGACAAUCACGCUCUCCUUAUUUUAUGCUUUGUGACUUGAUUUGGUAGUGGUACAACUUAUUAAUGAGAAUUUUUGUUUUACAUGCCAGUUAGAGAUCAGUUUUUUAUAUAUAAAUGCAGUACCUUUUUCCCAAUCCCUUUAUCCCCUUUGAUUAUCUAACUUGCUAUGAUAUUGCUGCACAGUGCCUGUCUUCCUGGUUGGGGAAACUGGAAGAAGGAAGGCUUCCAUUGGUGCCAGAUAUCCUGUGUUAAGGCAUGCCCUGUAUUGACUUCUACACAUCCCUCUUCUGGAUGCAGAUAAUCUCAAACAAGUUUAGAUAAGUGCAGUUAAGAUGGGGCCAUGAUUGAGGCAUUUUGUGACAGUAAGUUUUGUUUUAAAGUCAGCCAAAGGUGAUGGGAAUAUUCUGAUGAGUCUGUGUGGAGUUUACUACUUAAACUGUUAUGAAUUUGCAGCUUUUUGCUCUGUUUUCAGUACAAGGGUAUUGAGUGGUUAAAACCAUUGGUUUUUUAAUGGAAACGUGAUGUUUGUGUCUCUGUAUCAAAUCAGAUCAAAAUGGAAACUUAUUUUCUCCCAGGAGUUUCUUUAGAAUUUACUUAUUGACCAUUUGUGCAGAGGUUUGAAGAUGUGUGUGAUUUGUUGUUGUUUGUUACACAGCUGCUGACUAGUUUAUACCUCCAAAUAAAUGUGUGCAAGUGUUCCACUUUCUGGAAACCAGUUUUGGUUGUUGGGUAGGACAGAAACGAAAUUCUUUGUGAGCCCUGAAAGAUUGACCGCGUAGGCUUCAGUUCUAUUUGAAGUGCCUCCACUUUCACUUGAAGAUUAUGUUUGAAUGCUUUUAAUUAUUGGGCUGUGAUUGUUACCAUUUUUUAAAAAAAUAAAUCUGUUUCUUUUC